GAGGCUACCGCCCAGAAGGCUGCGUCAAAUUCGGCAUUGACGUCACCUGUGACAUGAAGUUAGGCGAAGGUCCUCUCCAAUGCAACCCGGCCUGGAACUGCUACGACGCGAUCCACGAAUCAUACGUUUUGAAGGCGCUGACAGAAUGGGAAUCCGCUGAAAACACAGUACGGACACUGUACGCAGACCCCGACAAGGACCAGCUGAGCUGGGGCAAAGAGACCCACAGUGCCGCUGUGUACGAGUUUAGCGCUAGGUGGACAAAGGGAUGCACGGCCGAGAGCAGUCACGAGGUCUUUGGGGGAGAUUGGCAGAGUGUAUUUAUGAGUACGUGGAAGGACUGUGAUGAUAGGGAUAGAAAUUCAGGGGCCGGUGGCUGGCAUCAGGAAGGCUGCGUCGCGUACGGAUUCUUCCCGUGGUGCGACACGUGAGGGGGUUUGGAUCCCUUGGUCCAGCUGGAAAACACUAGAAUCGUUCAUUUUUGUGUUUGAUAGGAAGUAUGUCCUAUUAUUACGCCGGCGUUCUGCGCCUCCUUCGAGGUAUCUUCAGCACACGUUGCCGAUCACGUGACCCUGGCAACCUUCGCGGAGCCUUGAUACGUUAGGUCACAACGUAACUGAGUAGAGGC
This is a messenger RNA of Mytilinidion resinicola, 628 nucleotides long. RefSeq lists its product as uncharacterized. The coding region runs from base 54 to 431 and encodes 125 amino acids. NCBI's taxonomy places the organism in Eukaryota, Fungi, Ascomycota, Dothideomycetes, Mytilinidiales, Mytilinidiaceae. The record is from RefSeq and is a predicted model, not a curated record. The transcript has a single exon.